AUGAAAGUCCUUACCCUCAACUUCCUGACCUGCGCACGCAAGGCGUGCAAGUCAUCGGCGGCGGCAUUCCCACUGCACCCACGCGACGCGGAGCUCGAGGUUGUCGAGGCCGAGCUCAACCCCGCCUUCAUUCGGAACAUCCUGCCCAGGCUGGAGUGGGAGGCAUUGAGGGGGCUUGCAGCCGAGCUCGGCCUCCCCGCUCUUCCUCCCACAGCCCCAGAGCUCUCGGCACUGGGCAUCUCGCCCGCGGGCGAGCUCGAAGCAACAGAGACCGACGCGCUGGGCAACGCGGUGCCGACGCCCGUGCUGCGCGACCUGCAUACCCUGCUGCUAGAGACGACGAUUGCGAGCGGAGCGCUCGUGUGCGCAAACUGUGGUCAUGAAUACGCGGUCAAGGAGGGGAUUGCGAAUUUCUUGCUGCCAAGCCAUUUGGUUUAG
Molecule: messenger RNA, 438 nt
Organism: Aplosporella prunicola CBS 121167
Lineage: Eukaryota; Fungi; Ascomycota; Dothideomycetes; Botryosphaeriales; Aplosporellaceae
Exons: 2
Coding region: 1-438 (145 amino acids)
Biological process (GO): peptidyl-glutamine methylation; rRNA (guanine-N7)-methylation; tRNA methylation
Molecular function (GO): protein heterodimerization activity
Source: RefSeq, a predicted model, not a curated record